AUGAAUGAAAUUGUAUGUGAUGAGGCUGAUGGUGAUGAUGAUGAUGGUGGUGGUAAAAGAUACACCGUGUCUGACCGGUGCAUUCAAUCUACUACUACUACUACUACUACUACUACUACUACUACUACUACUACUACUACUACUACUACUACUACUACUACUACUACUACUACUACUACUACUACUACUACUACUACUACUACUACUACUACUACUACUACUACUACUACUACUACUACUACUACUACUACUACUACUACUACUACUACUACUACUACUACUACUACUACUACUACUACUACUACUACUACUACUACUACUACUACUACUACUACUACUACUACUACUACUACUACUACUACUACUACUACUACUACUACUACUACUACUACUACUACUACUACUACCUACAAUAAUCUAAUAUCAAACUAA
Molecule: messenger RNA, 432 nt
Organism: Schistosoma guineensis
Lineage: Eukaryota; Metazoa; Platyhelminthes; Trematoda; Strigeidida; Schistosomatidae
Source: the annotation of a GenBank genome assembly